AUGAAGCUCUAUAUCCCAGCUUCUCUUAUUUGCCUCUCUACCCUCGUGGCCUCGGCUGCUGUUGGACCGACCCCAUCUAGUCUGUGUAUCCCACAGAAAAAUGCUACUGCGCUCCAGCAGUUCUACACGAAGUCGACCGAUUAUGAGCGUCAACUUCAAGAUCUUGAGGCUCAAGUCUCUGAGGAAGAGGGUGGAUCUAAUGAAAAGAAAAAAGCGCAGUGGUUCCUCAGCCAAACCCACGAUUUGCUGAGUUUAAGUAAAGAUAUCAGUGCCAAAUUCGGUGAGGGUUCCUCUCUACCUUAG
Messenger RNA from Penicillium alfredii, 303 nucleotides. RefSeq lists its product as uncharacterized. The transcript has 2 exons. Lineage: Eukaryota; Fungi; Ascomycota; Eurotiomycetes; Eurotiales; Aspergillaceae. The coding region runs from base 1 to 303 and encodes 100 amino acids. The record is from RefSeq and is a predicted model, not a curated record.